UUUAGGUGUACUACUCCUGACCAGCCUUCCAACACAUCAAAGACCCCAUCCAGAUCUAGAGGUGAGAAUACGAAAGAUAUCUUUUUAUUACAUUAUUAUAGGAGACUCAACUCAUUAGUUGCAAUGGAGACUCGGGAGAGAAGGACAAAUAAAACGAGUGGAUCAAACUCAGAGAAACAUGAGGAGACGAUGGGGAACGGGGAUGUUACAGAACCAGACAAUAAACAGGGCAAGGUCACUAUGAAGAGGCAGAUGAGUCUCCUAAGUGGUAUUGCCCUCAUCGUUGGGACUAUGAUAGGUUCGGGUAUUUUCAUUUCGCCAAAAGGAGUUCUGAGACAAACUGAGAGUGUUGGCAUGAGCCUUGUCAUCUGGGUCCUAUGUGGUGUUCUCUCUACUAUAGGUGCCCUGUGCUAUGCUGAGCUGGGCACUCUGAUACCCAAGUCAGGCGGUGAAUACUCGUACAUAUUGGACACCUUUGGUUCUCCACUCGCCUUCCUGUUUGCUUGGGUAUCUACUCUUCUCAUUAAGCCAUCUUCAGUUGCGAUCAUCAGUCUAAGUUUCGCAGAGUAUGUAGCAGCACCUUUCUUUGGAGGGGAGUGUGACCCACCGGAUACUAUCAUCAAGUUGUGUGCUGCAGUGUGUGUCAUUUUGAUUGUGGUCGUCAAUUGUGCCAGCGUCAAAUUGGCAACAGGUGUUCAAAACGUCUUCACGGUAGCCAAGCUUCUAGCUUUAGUUAUCAUCAUCAUUGUUGGAUUUAUUCAACUGGCACAAGGUAACACACAAUAUUUGGAUCCUAAGAUAUCAUUCCAAGGUUCUACUGCUAAUGUAGCCGCAUAUGGGAUCGCUUUCUAUCAAGGACUGUGGGCAUAUGAUGGAUGGAAUCAGCUUAAUUACGUCACAGAAGAACUAAUUAAUCCCUACAGAAACCUUCCUCUUGCCAUUAUCAUUGGGAUUCCUAUGGUUACCGUACUGUAUCUAUUGGUUAAUAUCUCCUACUUUACCGUCAUGUCACCAGAAGAACUUCUACAAUCCAGUGCAGUCGCAGUGACGUUUGGUGACCGAACAUUGGGUGUCAUGGCAUGGAUAAUGCCUUUCUCUGUAGCAUGCUCUACGUUUGGCGCCGCUAAUGGAUCAUUAUUUACGGCAGGAAGACUGACGUACGUAGCAGCACGAGAAGGCCACAUGGUUGAAGUAUUGUCUAUGGUACAUGUGAAGAAAUUGACUCCUUUCCCUGCUAUGAUAUUCACGGCGAUUCUUUCCAUUGCAAUGCUUCUGCCCAGUGACUUUGAUACCCUGGUCAACUACUUCAGCUUUGCAGCCUGGAUGUUCUAUGGAAUCACGGUAUCGGCCCUGCUUUAUCUGAGAUACAAAUGGCCUGAUGCUCACAGACCUAUUAAGGUUCCCAUCGUGCUACCCAUCAUUGUGUUGAUAGCGGCUGUAUACCUCGUGAUUGCUCCUAUCAUUGAAGAACCAGCUCUGGAGUUUCUCUAUGCCUUCCUCUUUAUUCUAUCUGGUCUCAUCUUCUAUCUACCGUUUGUUUUCUACAAGAAGGAAUUGGGCUGCAUGAAAUACUUAACAGUAUUCCUGCAGCUAUUAUUUCAAGUAGCGCCCUCUAAGUACGUGGCUCCUGAAGAGGUUGAAGAAGAAGAGGAAGCUAUCGUUGUGGAAUCAUGAGUGCUUUCUCACUAAAAUCACCAACUUUACUCAUUUAUGAUUUAAUCAUUGUUGCAGGUUGCACUUUUGUGAACUCUUAUUUGCUUGUACCGAAUUAUUAAAGGCUGACACUUGAGGAAAAAAAAUGAGUAUCAUGCAAGAUUCCGAGGUUAUGAAUGUCAACCUUUGUGUCCUUUACAAUUUAAUAUUUUAUGUAAUGAAAUGGAAAUACAAAUAAUUUUCUCUGUGAAAUAGAUUUGUUAUUGUAAGUUGCUUUUGUGAUUGCUCUUCUUCAUUUCAUUACGAAAAUUAAUUUUGUUUAUUGUCAUAAUGCUGCAAUCUCAGUAUGCUAAUUUAUAUGUAACUCAGGAAUAAAAACACGUACGGCCUUUCAUAAAUCAGUAGACUAAAUAAGCUAAACUGUAUUUUAUUUUGGCCGCUUUCGAGAAUAACUGAAGGAGAAGUAUUGGCCUGGUGUUCAGUCCUUACAUGUAUGUGUGCAUACACCCUAAAUCUUCGAUGCGAACAAAUUUUAAAUACUUUCGAGAAAAACAGCUAUUGGAAUAAAUCUAGGUGUAUCAUAAAGCAAACAAAUUACACUUUCUCUGAAUGAAUCAAAUUAUUUCUGCUUCUUUUAAAGUGGAAAAUAUAUUCCAUCAUUAAUUUUUAGGGUAACUUUAAAACAAUAAGCUUGUUAAAUAUGAUUUUUGUGUAAUUUACUGUCGUCUCAGAAAAAUAUUUAACAGGUUUAAACAGUGUUUCAUUAUACUCUACUUGAUGUUCUUACUUAUAUUUUUAACGUCUCUCCCAUAUUUUCUAUUCAUUUUCUCUUCUCUUGUAUAUAAUGUAAAAGUGUUAUUUGUAGUUGAUAUUCUUUAUUAUCAGUUGUAUUUUCCUUACACUGCUUUCGGGGACCAUGCCUCCUUCAGUUAUACUUCAGCUUUGCCGACUUCCUGUAAAAAAAGGAAAAGAAAAUAAGACAGAUACUUAUAGGACUUACAUUAUGCAACGUUGUCAUCACCUUUAUAAUGAUCAGACUUAAGUUUGCAAGUUUGCAAGUUUUUCAUUUGGGGGGCCUUCUGCCGUAAGAUUCAUGUAAUAGAGAUUAACUCAGGAAUGAAUUCAUCUCGUUAUGCUGCAGAGUUACACAUUAAUUAAUAAAGAAAAUCUGCAGAGAGAAUUUAAUAUGCAAAUAGUCAUUUCCUGUGCCCACAUCUGUUCAUACUUCAAUUAUAAGAACGUUGGCCAACCAUGCCUUAUGAAUGUUCAUUAGAAAAUAUAAUUCAUUAUUAACAGAACAAAAUGACGGCAAAAAUAAUAUGUAAAACUAAACAAGACAAAGCAAAACAGAAAGAAAUAUAUGUGUAUGAUAGAAGUAUGUAUUUUAAGAGGGUGGUAAUUAUUAUUCGGAUAAUAUCUACUUACUUUAUACACAGAAUAGCAUCACUGCAACAACUGUUGUUCCUAAGGCCCUGCAAUUAUCAUAACCUCAUCAAUUACCAGGUAUCUACCUACAUCCGCGAGAAGAGUGGAUUAUUUGUUUUAUUAAUAUUAUGGUCAUCACUCUUUUUGCAAACCUUCUGCUGAACUUCGGAAGAAAAUAUAUCCUUUAGAUGUCAAAAACUUUCGGACUGUCAACCAAUUUAAAACUUGUUUUAAGACACAUUUAUCAAAAAUUGCUUUUGAUGAUUUACUUACUCUGUUCACAUUGAUAUAUAUUUAAUA
Messenger RNA from Strongylocentrotus purpuratus (purple sea urchin), 3378 nucleotides. RefSeq names its product b(0,+)-type amino acid transporter 1. NCBI's taxonomy places the organism in Eukaryota, Metazoa, Echinodermata, Echinoidea, Camarodonta, Strongylocentrotidae. The transcript is spliced from 13 exons. Gene Ontology annotation, cellular component: membrane. The record is from RefSeq and is a predicted model, not a curated record. Gene Ontology annotation, biological process: amino acid transmembrane transport. Gene Ontology annotation, molecular function: L-amino acid transmembrane transporter activity. Bases 124 to 1674 code for a protein of 516 amino acids.